AUGUCUGCCUUCGCCUCAUCUCUGCGCCCAGUGAUGCGCACCGCCACUGGCGGAGCUCUCUCCGCGCGUUCCUUCAGCUUUUCCUCAUCGCGUUCGGUAGCUCGUAUGAUCAUCACCGGCCGUCUGGCAGCCGCUCCGGAGCUGCAGGCCACCUCAUCCGGUCAGGAUGUCAUCAGAUACACCGUUGCUACCUCGACCGGGGCCCGCGACAACCGACAGACAAGCUGGUUUAAGGUCGCAAGCUUCGACCAGGGUGGUCAGCGCGAUUUCGUGCUCGGUUUGCAGAAGGGAACCCUUGUUUACCUCGAGGGAAGCGCCAGCCUGCGGGAAUGGGAGGACGCUGAGGGCAAGAAGCAGACCACUCUGAACAUUGUUCAACGGAACCUUGAGGUCCUCAAACGCCCGAACAUCCCUAACGAAAAUGAGUCUGCCUAA
Messenger RNA from Aspergillus pseudonomiae, 435 nucleotides. RefSeq names its product single-stranded DNA-binding protein. NCBI's taxonomy places the organism in Eukaryota, Fungi, Ascomycota, Eurotiomycetes, Eurotiales, Aspergillaceae. Gene Ontology annotation, molecular function: single-stranded DNA binding. Gene Ontology annotation, cellular component: mitochondrial nucleoid. The record is from RefSeq and is a predicted model, not a curated record. Gene Ontology annotation, biological process: mitochondrial DNA replication; positive regulation of helicase activity. The transcript is spliced from 3 exons. Bases 1 to 435 code for a protein of 144 amino acids.